This is a messenger RNA of Oldenlandia corymbosa var. corymbosa, 654 nucleotides long. NCBI's taxonomy places the organism in Eukaryota, Viridiplantae, Streptophyta, Magnoliopsida, Gentianales, Rubiaceae. The record is from the annotation of a GenBank genome assembly.
AUGGCCAACCGUCUGGGCUUCACCCAAGUGAAUGACUUGGGGAAGUAUCUCGGCGUCCCCCUCAUCCAUGGUAGAGUCCGAUCGGCCACAUAUGGUCACAUCUUGGAAAAUCUGAGAGCACGUCUUUCAGGGCUAAAGCCGUCUUCGCUCACCCUUGGAGGAAGAAUCACAAUUGGGGGCGAUAAUGAAGCGAGAAAAUUGAGCGGAGUUGGGUGGGAAGAAGCCUGCAAACCUAGGGAUUUGGGGGGGUUGGGCUUGAAAAAGCCCCUUACUAUGAACAAGGCUUUUGUCAUGAAACUGGGAUGGGGAUUGGUGGACAAACUAGAGGCCUUAUUGGUUAAAGCCGUCAGAGGAAAAUAUGGGCUCCCACAUCAGUUAGGCCCAAACGACUUGAGGAAAAUCAAUGGAUCCUCUACUUUUAAUUCCAUAAGGAAGGUGUGGAAGCCCAUGUUGCAAGAGAUGAGAUGGGCGUUGCAUGAUGGCAGGACCAUUAGAUUCUGGGAAGACGCUUGGGUCAUGGGCUUCAAACCCCUACGUGAUCUAGCAACAAGACCCAUUCCUAGGGAUCAAUUGGCCAAGCCUGUAGCUGAAUUUUUGAAUAUGGAUGGACAAUGGGCUUGGCCUUGGUUCCAGUCACGGUUGCAAUGUCGGUAG